GUGCAGUUUAAAUUGUACACUCUUCUCUGUGGAUUGAACAAGGCAAGUGCAUUGCUUAUCGCUCCAGUGUAAUACACGUUUCAGCAAGAAGUUUCCAGCUCCUCCCUUCCCCUCAAGAUGGUAUCUGCUGGCCUUCAGUUGCUAGGAAUCUCCCUGGCUAUGGUAGGCUGGGUGGGGUCUAUCGUGACCUGUGCCCUGCCCAUGUGGAGAGUCACUGCCUUCAUUGGAAACAACAUUGUGGUGGCACAGACCAUCUGGGAAGGCCUGUGGAUGAACUGUAUUGUCCAGAGCACUGGUCAGAUGCAAUGCAAGGUGUACGACUCGCUGCUGGCCCUCCCUCAAGACCUGCAAGCCGCCAGGGCGCUCACUGUCAUCUCUAUCCUGCUGGCUGUAUUGGCACUGUUGGUUAGCAUAGUGGGUGCCAAGUGUACCAACUGUGUGGAGGAGGAUUCUGUGAAAGCCCGUGUUAGCCAGGUGUCUGGGGUGUUGUUCCUCGUUGCCGGGGUGCUCUACCUCAUCCCAGUCUGCUGGUCAGCCAAUAGUGUCAUCCGGGACUUCUACAACCCCCUGGUCACAGAGGCACAGAAGCAAAAUGCAUUUUUGAUGGUAUCUGCUGGCCUUCAGUUGCUAGGAAUCUCCCUGGCUAUGGUAGGCUGGGUGGGGUCUAUCGUGACCUGUGCCCUGCCCAUGUGGAGAGUCACUGCCUUCAUUGGAAACAACAUUGUGGUGGCACAGACCAUCUGGGAAGGCCUGUGGAUGAACUGUAUUGUCCAGAGCACUGGUCAGAUGCAAUGCAAGGUGUACGACUCGCUGCUGGCCCUCCCUCAAGACCUGCAAGCCGCCAGGGCGCUCACUGUCAUCUCUAUCCUGCUGGCUGUAUUGGCACUGUUGGUUAGCAUAGUGGGUGCCAAGUGUACCAACUGUGUGGAGGAGGAUUCUGUGAAAGCCCGUGUUAGCCAGGUGUCUGGGGUGUUGUUCCUCGUUGCCGGGGUGCUCUACCUCAUCCCAGUCUGCUGGUCAGCCAAUAGUGUCAUCCGGGACUUCUACAACCCCCUGGUCACCGAGGCACAGAAGCGUGAGUUGGGGGCCUCCAUGUACAUCGGCUGGGGUUCCUCUGCCUUGCUGCUGCUGGGGGGCGCUCUGCUGUGCUGCUCCUGCCCACAGAAGAAUAUGAACUACUCUGCCCGCUACACUGCUGCCAGUUCUCAUCCUCGCACGGAUGUCCCAAGCAAGAAUUAUGUCUGAACAGAUUUCUAGCAACAUUAUUUGGAAUGAGUUGUCCCCAACUCUUGUUUUUGAACUCAUUGGUGAGGGUAGUGUUUAGUUGGUUUUUGAAGACUGCCCUGAUGUGUAUUUUUGGAAAUUUACAGUUUGUAUUUAAGUUGGUGUUUUUAAAUCUUAUGAUUAAAACUUCUGAUCACACUUCUAUUUUAAUAAACAAUUACUAAAUUAA
Acipenser ruthenus (sterlet) is the source of this 1453-nucleotide messenger RNA. RefSeq names its product claudin-4-like. The coding region runs from base 118 to 1245 and encodes 375 amino acids. Gene Ontology annotation, cellular component: plasma membrane; bicellular tight junction. Gene Ontology annotation, biological process: bicellular tight junction assembly; cell adhesion. The record is from RefSeq and is a predicted model, not a curated record. The transcript is spliced from 4 exons. NCBI's taxonomy places the organism in Eukaryota, Metazoa, Chordata, Actinopteri, Acipenseriformes, Acipenseridae. Gene Ontology annotation, molecular function: structural molecule activity.